GUCGACAACCUCGUCCCGCUCAACCACAACACAACACCAGAGAACGACGAUUUCAACCUCAACCUCAACCUCCGUCGCUGUCGCUGUCGCUGUCGCUCUCUCCUGACAAGACCUUCCCUCCCAAUGUCCCUUGCACAGACAUGAAUCCCCUUGCGAGUUCGACGCUGUCUCGUACCCAUACCGGCUUUCCCUGCCUCUCGCCAGAUCCUCGUCAAAGGUCCAAGACACUGCCAGCAUAGGUUGAUUCGAGUCGGCACAGUACCCUGCCAUGGUACGACCCUGUUCCAAUGCGACGGCGGAUUCGGUUUAUCUCUACGCUCGUUCUACGCUCGUUCUAUAGUUGACCAGGUGCCACCCCGCGAGCCAAAAAUCUUCCCGCAGUCAUGCCAUUUUGCUUCAGCAGCAAUGACACCGAGCCGCACGACGAGUACGACGAGAUCCCCUUCGGCCUCAAAUGGCGCAUGCACUGGGGCAAGAAAGAGACGGAUCCAGCCACGGGCGAGACCAUCCUGCGGCUGAGCAACACCAGAAUCCUCAAGACGCACUGCCUCAACACCGAAUACCAGGCCCUGAAGCUGAUCGACCGACAUACCUCGGUCCCAUGCUACAAGGUGCUGGCCGUGUACAACAGGCCUGAGGGGAGACUGGUCGAAUACGAAGCGUAUCCGGGAAAGCCUCUGGAACAGGCGUGGCCGGGAAUGUCUGCCCACCAAAAGAACAAGGUCAUUGGGGACUUGGGUCGCUUUGUUGAGCAGCUGCGAAAGAUGCAACCUCCCAAGCACUGUGUCGUCGGAGAUGCCACUCUCGGCGCCGCACUUGACCAUCGAUUUGGGUCUGGCAGGGUCGGCCCGUUCUUUUCGAUCCAAGCGUUCCAAGAGUUCGAGAGAAGAGGUCACAAGCCAGACGACUUUCCCGAAAAAGAAGUCCAAAUCGUCCACGCACCGAUGAAGCCUUACGUCUUGAAGUUUACCCACGCCAAUCUCUGCCCCAAAAACAUCCUGGUCGACGAGGCUGGCCGGAUCGUGGCCCUGAUCGGCUGGGAGUCGUCUGGAUGGUACCCGGAAUACUGGGAGUACACCCAGAUGUGUCAUCUGACUCCAAAGACCAUGGGCGACUGGCGCGACGCCAUGUGCCAUGUCAUACCUCGGUACGACCAGGAGUUGAUAUGUGAGGAAGCCCUGCGUGCGCGAUAUUGUGGAUCGGUGUACGAUCUACCACGGAGUGUUCGGGUUCCGAGUCUGUCGCCGAGUGAGCUGCAUGCCGAGCAACAGGAAAUUAACGAUAAGAACACAGAAUCAACCAGCGGCUGAGACAGACGGAUUUGGCAGAUAUAUGCCGCUAGUACAUUAUUAUAUCCUCGAACUGAGAUGGCCAUGGCCGCCAGAAAUACAUUGCCAUACCUCUAGGCGCGUGCAAGUGCGCGCGGUGCAUCGACUCCAAGUCGUCGAGCGAUCUCAGGAACAAGCUGACGCCAAGUUGAUGGAUGUCAGUACUCUUUCGAGUAAGAUCUGGUAAGAGCGUGGCGGCCUUGCCCUUCCACGCCGUUGUUCGAUACUCGCGUUCCUCAGCACUGGACACACUGCCAGAUCGGAGGAAUGUAUUGCUCGCCCAUCACUGCCUGCCCAUCCACGGACCGCAGCGCAUACGAGUCAUGCAACCCUGGACAACAGACCUACGCGGAAGAUCACUUGCCGAGUACCAUCAAGUCUAUUCCGCCGGAAUAUACAAAUCGACCAGUCUAUGCAAGCUCAGUGGACUAGUUCUCGUCUCCGGACGCAUACCCCUUCGGAAAAGUUUGUCUACAAAUAUUACACGAAGAUGAUAUCCAGUACAUUUUCUCAGCAAGACGCCGAUUGUCCCGAAAACAAAAAUUUCGAAGUCCUGGAUCUCGGUGGCAUCAUCGGCCCGCCUAUUUUGGAUCCCAAGCUACAGUUAUCCGACACCAUUCGAGCAAGCUGCGACGCUGCGUAUGGCAGUGUCCCAUAUACAACCUAAACCUAGCGUUCGGAGUAUGGCGUUGUCAAGGCGGGCAUCAGAUCAUGCAAAUCCAAUGGACGGCGCAUCAACAGCCACACUUUUGUGAGCGUUUGCUCUGCACGAGUUUAUUUGAUUUAUUAUGUGAGGAUGGGUUCUUGAAAGGAGUACCAAUGAGUACUACAGUUUUGGUCUAACUACGUAGUACUACGGAUCAGACAAAAUGAAAUGAAGGGGUUAAUAGAUGUUGUUUGCGCGCGAGGAGUCAAGCCGGUUAAAGGCAAGCGUUGGGUGAGACCGGAUCUAUGGGGCGUACAAUCUACCUAGGUACAGUACUACAAGGUACGGAGUACUUACACAUAGUAGAACUGGAUUCUUUCUUGAAGGUCCAGCGGAGUCCGGACUGACUUCUAUUGCUAUCUGAAAGCGAAUAGACCACUGGAGUCGACAACGGUGUCUUUGAUUUUGUGUCAUUCUGACCUACACUUCGCG
Molecule: messenger RNA, 2466 nt
Organism: Exophiala xenobiotica
Lineage: Eukaryota; Fungi; Ascomycota; Eurotiomycetes; Chaetothyriales; Herpotrichiellaceae
Exons: 1
Coding region: 384-1310 (308 amino acids)
Source: RefSeq, a predicted model, not a curated record